CUGAAAAUCGUGUUGGUCGAGGAAAGUUUUGGUCAGCGGGGCGAAUUGUUUGUUCACGAUGGGGUUCUACUGUCAGCGGCAUAGUUAUGAAACUGAGCUCACUACUAAAGUGGUGUCAUGCACUCAAGCACAAGUGAAGUUGGAAGUCAAUGGACGUAAGCAGAAUGUCAAGGGAUUUGAACUCAUUUUGGAAGACACAGUUCUGUUCCCAGAAGGAGGGGGACAGCCUGAUGACAGAGGAACUAUAAACAAUGUAGAGGUUCUAAGAAUAACCAGGAAAGGUGCUGAUGCUAUUCACUUUGUGACAUCAUCUUUAGAACCAGGGUCAGAGGUCACGCAGAAAGUUGAUUGGAAGAGGAGGUUUGAUCACAUGCAACAGCAUUCAGGUCAGCAUCUUGUCACCGCCAUUGCUGAUGAUAAAUAUGGCUGGAAGACAACAUCAUGGGAUCUUGGAAGAGAGAAGUCUUUUAUCGAAUUGGACACACCCAAGAUUUCUCAGGAACAACUUGAAGAGCUUGAGAAAGAUACCAAUGAUGCAAUCAGAAAGUGUAUUCCAAUGACUCCCAGAUUAGUAGAGCUGGGUUCUAAAGAGUUACAAGAGGUUCGUACCAGAGGAUUACCCGAUGAUCAUGUGGGACUCGUUCGGAUUGUGGAGAUUGAAGGUAUAGAAGCCAACUUGUGCUGUGGAACUCAUGUUUCUAAUCUUAGUCACCUCCAGGCUAUUAAACUCCUUGGUGCUGAGAAGGGAAAGAAAGGCAAAACAAAUCUCUAUUUUCUGGCUGGCAAUAGAGUCCUCUCCUACCUUGGGAAGUGUUAUAACAACGAGAAGGCCCUCAACUUAUCACUCAAGUGUGGUCCUGAUGAGCAUGUACAACAAGUUGACAAAAUACAGAAGUCAUUAAAGACAGCAAAUAAGACAUCGCUGACUGUAUUGAGGGAGCUCGCAGUACUAGAAGCCAGACAUUACAAACUGAAUCCUAACAGAGAUCCAUUAUUAUCCAUUCAUCGGAAAGAGGGUGAUUCAGAGUACAUGAUCAUUGUGGCCAAUGAAGUUGGACCUGAGAAUGCACUCAUGCUGCUGUCAACAGGGGAGGAGAAUGGAGCUGGUCUCUUUCUAGUAGCUGGACCUACAGACAUAGUUGAAGAAGCAGGACCAAGAGUUGCAUCAUUACUGGAAGGCAAGGGAGCAUGUAAGAAUGGCCGAUACCAGGGAAAGGCUACCAAGCUUUCUAAGAGAUCAGAAGCGGAAAAGCUUCUACGAGAUUUCACACACAAGCUGAACUUGAACAGCUGAGACAGGAUGAGAUUAUAGAGGGCAAGGAAUAUUGCAGCUGAUCGUAUUCACCAGUCUGAAAGCGCAAACUCUAAUUUAAUAAUGAUUUUAAUGAUAUUUUUGUUGUAUUUACCUAUUGUAGUCCUGUCAUUAUUAAUACUUAUAUUGAUAUUGAUAUUUAUAAGGGCCCUGCAACUGUUAUUACCUGAAUGUUGUCAGACACCCAUUUUAUACACCUGGGUAAAAAUCUAAACAGGCUUACUGUACAUAACAAUCUUUUUCCUCUGAAACGGAUUAAAUAUGAGAUGCCCCCUUAUAAGCUAUUGACAGGUAGCCCUUAUAGAGAGGUGGUCUUGAUGAUAGAUUUUACAGUAGAUCAUGUAUUGAGUAAGUUUUAACCAUGCUACUAUACCUGUAGAGGAGCAGAUACUGUGCAGGACACAUUUGAUUUAUUUUACAUCUUGGCUAGAAGUUCAGCACCGUUACAAUGGAUAGUUCUGAUGGUAUGACCAAUGAGAGUGUUUGCUGGACAAGUAUAUGUACAUAACCACCAUCAAAUGAUCUUUUGAUUGCAUUAAGUCUUUCAUUAUCACUUAUCAUGCCUGGGACUAUACUUCCAAGCCAUAGAGGAUAUUAAUCAACCUGGCUAAAAAGAUGUGUGUGCUUGUUUGUACUAUGUAAAUAGAAUCAUAGUUGAUUCGGUUUAUUUUCAGUUGAAAGUCAAUUAAGGCAAAAAUAUGUCCUAUUCUGGUUACAUUCAUUUUGAAAUGAAGUUAAACAACUCUAUUCCAUUACCGGUAAGUUUCCAUAUCAUUCUCCUAAUGCUGAUGUUUAAAUGGUGAUAUGGUUUGUCACAUUAUUUUGAUAUAUUUUUUGAGAUGGAAAAUCACAAAUGACUCCUAUAAACUGACAACACUGAACUUCCUUUUUUUUUCUUCUUCAAACAUGAUAUCAGUAAGUAGAUUAGAGAAAUGAACUGAGGAUAACUUUAACUAUCAAGAAUGUUACCAGUAAGCUAAAAGUCUAGAAUUCACUGAUGAUAGAUGGUUAGUAUAUUUAUAACCACACUUUUCAUGUCUGAUAGACGUGGUGCGGUUGUCAUCCUUAAGUAACAGUCAUAUGACUGUAAGGACAAAGUUGAGUACCAAUGACAAUGGUGCAGUAGAUGUACAAAAAGGAUUUUUUUUUUUCCUCACAUUUUUUUAGUUUGAGUUGUGUAAUUAGAAGGUAUGAUACAGGAUAUGUGUAACUAUGGAUAUCAUUGCAAAAACAUGCUUAAUUGUGUAGCUUCCAAUCUCCAAGAAUUUCCUGGUCUGACAUGAAACUUUAUUUGUGUACUGAUUAUGUUAUAUAUUAAUUUCACUCAUGGGAUAUUGAAUUUAUUAAGAUGCUAUUAUACAUUGAUGUCAUGCCUCAAUUUGAAAUGCUUUAUCAUUGUCAAAUUAUAUUCGAUAAAUAAAACACGGCAAAACAAAAAUUGAAUAUUUUCUUGUGCGAUACUUGCAUCAAUAAUAUUGCAUCGAUAUAGCAUUCAUGUCAUUAAAACUCAGCAUUUGUUGCAGGAGUAUUGAUAA
Strongylocentrotus purpuratus (purple sea urchin) is the source of this 2847-nucleotide messenger RNA. RefSeq names its product alanyl-tRNA editing protein Aarsd1-B (gene ptges3l-aarsd1). The record is from RefSeq and is a predicted model, not a curated record. The transcript has 12 exons. Bases 59 to 1294 code for a protein of 411 amino acids. Gene Ontology annotation, biological process: alanyl-tRNA aminoacylation; regulation of translational fidelity. Gene Ontology annotation, molecular function: alanine-tRNA ligase activity; ATP binding; Ser-tRNA(Ala) deacylase activity. Lineage: Eukaryota; Metazoa; Echinodermata; Echinoidea; Camarodonta; Strongylocentrotidae.